CAAGCCGAAAUGAACCACAUUCUACGACCACUUUUGGACGAGUGCGUGGUGGUGUACCUGGACGACAUACUCAUCUACUCGCGCGACAUGAAGCAGCACGUCGAACACAUGCGACGCGUCUUCGAAAUUCUUCGACGAGAACGAUUCUACGUCAAAUUGUCCAAGAGCGAAUUCGCCCUUGAAAAGGUCCAGUUCCUAGGACACAUGGUGAGCGCUCAAGGAGUUCACGUCGACCCCAAGAAAAUCGAGGCCGUACGCACGUGGAAGACACCCGAGAACGUGAAGGAGCUGCAGCAGUUCCUAGGCUUCGCUAAUUACUACAACAGGUUCGUGCCACAGUAUGCGAAAAUCGCAGCACCACUCACGAAUCUGCUGAAGAAGAACACGCCCUACAAAUGGGAGCCGAAGCACCAGGAAGCCGUGGAGCAGCUGAAGCAAGCACUUACGUCUGCACCGGUACUCAUUUUGCCAGAUCCCGAACGCGACUACGUCAUCGAAGCUGACGCCAGUGACCAAGCAGUGGGAGCAGUCUUGAUGCAAGAUCAAGGGAAUGGACUGCAACCAAUCGCUUACCUAAGUAAGAAACUGCACGGGGCAGAACUAAACUACCCGAUACACGACAAGGAGGCCCUGGCUAUCAUCAUCGCCUUCAAAGCAUGGAGAUGCUAUCUCGAAGGACAAAGAACAACCGUCUACACCGACCACUGCAGCCUGAAAUACUUGAAGACACAACCCAACCUUUCCAGGCGGCAGGUCCGGUGGAUCGACUUCCUCGAGACACACUUCCACUACGACAUUGUGUACAAGCCCGAUCACAAGAACAAAGCAGACGCUCUCAGCCGGCCUGCACACCGGUCAUGACGCCAUCCUUGUCGUCAUUGA
Messenger RNA from Closterium sp. NIES-67, 882 nucleotides. Lineage: Eukaryota; Viridiplantae; Streptophyta; Zygnematophyceae; Desmidiales; Closteriaceae. The record is from the annotation of a GenBank genome assembly.